AUGAGACGCUCUGGUUCCUCCCGCGUCCCCUCGCCCACCAACACCACCUACUCCGGCAUAUCCAACUAUCGCACAGACUCUUACCGUCCCCUCAAGGAUGCACCACGCAUAUCUUCUACUCUCGUCGACGCCCCCGAGGUCGCCCGCACUCACUUUUGGGAGCUAAACACUUACCUUGCCGCGUAUCUAGCCAAAGUUCCCUUCCUCCCUGUGCGCGACGAUUUUCACCCAAAGCGGAACCAGGCGCGUCAGAAGCUGGCGACGCUCCCUACCGGCCGGUUCAAGGACCUUUCGAGCGACGUGUAUUACGAGCUGUCCAGGCGAUACCCGGAGUUCAAGGAAGACCCCACGAACGGCGCGCCGAUCGGGUCUCCCGGGUCCUCCUACGACGACUAUCCUUCGCCCGACUUCCCCGCCUCUGCUCGCCCGGACAAUGCCGCAUCGAGUGCGCCGCCGUCGCAAGACCUGUACAACGGGGAAAACCGGCGGCGGCCAUCGCAAGACAUGACCGGGCGGCGGUCGGAGGAGUACGGCGGGGCAUUAGUCGGGCGGCGCCCCAGCGAGUCGGUGAGCACGACGAGCGAGUCGACGUCAGCGUCGAACGCGCAGAGCGCCGGCAUGGGGAUGAUCAUCCCGAACAAGAGCACGAUCGCGGAGGAGGAGAUCGAGGUCCCGUAUGGGCGCGAGGUGCGGGACAGCGCGAGCACGGCGAUGGACGACCGCACGCGCGAGAGGGAGCGCGAGCGCGACAGCGACAGCGACGUGGACGAGGACGGACUGCGUCCGGGUGGGCUGAGCGGGCUGAGCGCGCGGCUGCAGGCGGUGGAGGGCGAGGACGAGGACCGCGCGGGGUCGCGCGGGGAAGACUACUUGGACAAGCUGUCGUACGGGCGUGCCUCGGUCACGUCCGACCGGUCGAACGGCGCCGCUGGGGUCGGUGCGCGGCUGAUGGGCGGGCGCGCGAGUGUCGCCGCGGAGGAGUCGGAGCGCAUGCGACGGGAUUACGAGUACAAGAUCGCGACACUGCAGUCGCGCGUGGCGACGCUGGAGCGGGAGGUUGAGGACGGUCGAGAGCGGGAGCAGAAGUGGGCGGAGGGCGAGGCGCGGGUACGUGCCGUCGAGGAGGAGCUGCGGGAUCUGCGCCAGCGGAUGGAGGAGAAGACGGCGGCUAUGUUCUCGCUGCAGCAAGAGCUGGACAAUUCACGGCAGGAGCGCGCGCGGGAGAAGGAGGCGGAGGCGCGGCAGGCGCGCGUGGACGAGGACGAGCUGCGCAUCUUGCGAGACCGCUGUGAAGAGCUCGAGGCAGAGCGUGCGGGCGGCGGCCAGGUGCUCCUUCAGGCCAACCCCGAGAUCAUGGACCAGCUUCGGUCGGACAUGGAGGGUCUGAUGAUGGAGCUGUCGGACCUCUCGAGGCGCAACGACGAGCUCAUGACGGCGAAAGACUCGGACUUGACCGUCAUACGCGACCUCGACGCGCAGCUCAAGGAGUAUAAGCGCAAGUACGAGCAGGCCAAGACGGAACUGCGGAGUGUCAAGGCGACAUCGCAGCUCUUCCUGCAGGCACCGCGCAUGGACGACCAGCUGCCGGUCUCUCAGGACGGCGGCCUCGUCGACAUCCAUGUCACAGCCUUCGUGUCUGCCAUCGACAGUCUCCUCACUGCCGGGCGCUCCAACGCCCCUACGCGUGUGCUGACGCCCAUGAAGGCCGUGAUCAACGCAGUCAGCGCCAUCAUCGAGGACGUCAAGAUCGUAGAGCGCAGGCCGCGGCGUGAUAUCGACGUCGACGCGUUGCGCACGCUGCGAGACCGCCUGGAAGCCACUCUGAGCAACCUGGUCGCGGCCACGAAGACACACGCGACGGGCUCCGGCAUGUCGCCCGUCAGCCUCCUGGACGCCGCCGCCAGCCACGUGUCGGCGACGGUCACCGAGAUCGGGAAGGCGGUGUGCAUCCGCAAGGCGACGCGCGCGGAGCAGGAGCAGUUCGCGCCCGCGUCGUCUGUGGGCGCGUCCGCGACAAACGGCUACGCUCCACCACUGCGCUCCGUGGACGAGGGCGGGAGCCUACACCAGAGGAUGGCGAGCUCUGCCAGCUCCAGGCGGGGCGACGCGUCGCAGCAGAACGGGAACCGGUACGGGGACGACGAGUCCGCGGGCGCCGAGAGCCCCGAAGACGCGUGGUGCGAACUUAAGCCGUACCUGGAGGCGCAGACCGACGCGAUCGUGUACGCGAUACAGAGCGUGCUCUCAGGCGUGCGCAGCCCGACGCCGCCGCCUUCACUCAACGAGAACCUCACGCAGAUCAUCACCAUCGUCUCGAGCAUUGUCGCGGUCUGCAAGGACAACAUCCCGCCGAAGCACGCGCAGCAGGGCGGCGAGCUGCUGCGCGAGCUGGACGAGCAUGCCAACCGGCUGAGCGAGACGCAGGCGCUGCCGGAGAUCACGAAGGAGUCACGACAGAUUAUGGCCAAAUCUAGUUUCGCUAUAGCUAAUGCAAUGAAGGUUCUCGUGAAGCUGUCUUGAUUUAUAUGUAGCAUUAUGUGGGCAAUAUAUCCCGAUGCGUGCCUCGA
This is a messenger RNA of Postia placenta MAD-698-R-SB12, 2567 nucleotides long. RefSeq lists its product as hypothetical. The transcript has 9 exons. Gene Ontology annotation, molecular function: MAP kinase scaffold activity. The record is from RefSeq and is a predicted model, not a curated record. The coding region runs from base 1 to 2520 and encodes 839 amino acids. Gene Ontology annotation, cellular component: actomyosin contractile ring; cell cortex of growing cell tip. NCBI's taxonomy places the organism in Eukaryota, Fungi, Basidiomycota, Agaricomycetes, Polyporales, Adustoporiaceae.